Messenger RNA from Sabethes cyaneus, 4873 nucleotides. It is a transcript of the gene FER, whose product is annotated as tyrosine-protein kinase Fer. Gene Ontology annotation, biological process: peptidyl-tyrosine phosphorylation. The record is from RefSeq and is a predicted model, not a curated record. The transcript is spliced from 12 exons. Gene Ontology annotation, molecular function: ATP binding; non-membrane spanning protein tyrosine kinase activity. NCBI's taxonomy places the organism in Eukaryota, Metazoa, Arthropoda, Insecta, Diptera, Culicidae. The coding region runs from base 995 to 3448 and encodes 817 amino acids.
CAAAAAGACUGUUUAGUGUUUUUGACUUCCAUAGUUGUGUGUUGCACUCCGCGUUAUACUUCCUUCUUCGAGCGAAGUUAAUCGUCUGUGUGUGUAGCAGCAGUAUUACUUUUUAGGAGAACGUGGGUGGAGAAGAACUGCGGAACGAAAGAUUUAUUAACACCGUGUCUGCCGCCGUCGUCAACAGCAACAGCAAUAACCAGAACGGUACAUCUGUUCGUUGGACAUUAGCACUUGAAAGUCGAAGAAAAAAAUUGAGAUCCAGUGUGUCCCAGUGUGGCCAGUGGGGGUUUGCGAUAGCAACUUAAUCCCCUUCCCGUGCAACAAGAAAAAAAACUGCGUCGAGCCACCGAGCAAAGAGUAGACAGCCCCAUCGGCAAAGAGGAAGUGUGGUAUAAAAAGUGCAAUUUGUCGUUUGAUCGAUGUGACAGGAAUAAGCGAUGACCAAAAACGGCACGUCUCGCGAUUGCUGGCUGCACUAUUGAAAGAAGAAAAAAUUGUGAGCAAAAAAAAUGACACAAAACGCCGUUUUACAGUGAAGUGUCCCCAGCGGGAACAAAGCGGAAUACCACACAGCAACGGUUCGCUUUCACUACUCCAGCCGAUGCCGCUUCACAGUUUGCGUGUGCCUUUUGUGACAUCAGGUUCAGUUUAGAUGAUAAUCAUAACCAGUUUUUAAUUGUUAUCGAAGAAAAACAGUGAUUUGGUGAGAAAGAGUCAAGAGCGGAAGCACUCCGAAAAACGAGGAAUUCACUCACUCCGAUAGUCCGAUGCGUAGCGUUGUGCCAAGGUGUGUCAAUUAGUGACAUAACAUCUUUAUAAUCGAAAAAAGGCCAAAGAGAAGCAAGAAAUAAUUUCAAUUCGCAAAUUUCGAUUCAUGAAGGUGACGUGCAAAGUGAAUGAGUGUCAAUAGGAAGUUAACAAGUGUAAAAUGUACAGUGCCGUGCGAAUGUAAGUGACUACGGGGGGGCUUAGUGUAACUAGGGCAGCUGAAAUGGGUUUCUCAUCGGCUCUUCAAGGCAGAGCGGCGCACGAAGCGCUGCUAAAUCGGCAAGAAGCGGAGCUGAAGCUGUUGGAAACAAUGAAGCGCUGCAUGAUUCAGAAGAGCAAAUGCGACAAGGAGUACGCGGCUUCGCUGGCCGCUUUGACUCAGCAGGGUCUCAAAAUUGACCGCAGCGACGAUCUACAAGGCAGCCACGUAACCCGUGCCUGGCGGUCCUAUCUAGAGGAGGUGGAGCACACAGCUAAACAAAUCAAGACAAACGCCGAACAGCUAGAAGCCGUUUGUCUCGACAAAUUGGCUCACCUGUAUCAGGACAAACGUCGAGUGCGGAAACAGUACCAAGAGGAGCACACCAAGAUUGCAACGAAAUUCAGCCAUAUAACAGAAGAUGUCGCUAGGAAGAAAACAGAAUACCAGAAGCAUUUGGAGUAUUAUAAGCUGCUAAGGGGACGAUUCGAGGAAAUUAUCAAAUCCGGUAGAUCCGGUCGCAAAUUAGACGACGUCAUCGAUAAGUACCAGAAGGCCUGCCGCAAGCUACACUUAGCGCACAAUGAAUAUGUACUGCUGCUCAGUGAGGCAGCCGAAAUCGAGAAGGACAUUCGAACGAUACUGCUACCUGGUUUGUUAGAGCACCAGCAAUCCCAACAGGAAGGCUUCAUUCUGACGUGGCGCAACCUGCUGCAGGAAAUAUCCCGACUGGGCGAUAGCACGUCCGAGAAGUUCGUUGAAAUCCAAAAACGGAUAGAGUCCAACAUUAGCAGUAUCACCCCGGCGGAAGAGUACCGGGAAUUCACGGAAAAACAUAAGACGACACCUACGGCACCGGUGCUGUUCCAGUUUGACGAAUCGUUAGUGGAGGACAGCCUGGGAAAGCUGCAGGCUAACACGCUAACGGUUGACAAUCUGACGGUGGACUGGCUCAAAACACGCCAAACCGAGCUGGAAUCGUCGAUCAAGGAUCUACAGGAAGUGCAAAGCAAACUCUGCCAGGAGAAUGGUACCACUAACGGUAACACUAGCAAUGGCAUCGCCAGCACCAAUGGAAGCAGCGGGGGAAGUGGUAGCAGCAGUCCGUCCACUCCUAUCCUGAAUGGAUCCAACGGAAACGUCAUCAAAGACAGUAGCUCUAAGAAUUCCAAGGAACUGGUUGCUCUACGCUGUCAGGAGCGACAAAUGCAGAAGCAGGUCGAAAUGAUCCGGGCGGCGCUUAAUGAUGUUGGCUGUGAAGAGCUGCCCUCCGGUUGUGAUGACAUUUCCUCGAUGGAACACCUAAUUGAAAAUAAAAAGUCUGCAAGUCAAGAUCUGUCGAUGACACUCUCCACCAAUCGGCCGCUGUAUGAGGAAGAAUGGUUCCACGGUGUGUUACCACGUGAGGAGGUGGUUCGAUUGCUGCGCAAUGAGGGAGACUUCCUGGUUCGUGAGACAACCAGAAACGACGAGAGCCAAACAGUACUGAGUGUUUGCUGGAACGGACACAAGCAUUUCAUCGUACAGACGACAGCAGAGGGUCACUUCCGCUUCGAAGGUCCAGCAUUUCCCAGCAUACAGGAAUUGAUCAUACAUCAGUACCAAUCGGAACUGCCGGUUACUGGCCGCUCCGGCGCCGUACUCCGCAAACCAGUAUUACGAGAACGAUGGGAACUCAGCAACGACGAUGUGAUACUGCUGGAUAAAAUUGGACGAGGUAAUUUUGGUGAUGUGUACAAGGCUAAGCUCAAGUCCUCGAAGAACACACUUGUUGCGGUCAAAACUUGUCGAAUGACGCUGCCCGAGGAGCAGAAGCGCAAGUUUCUACAGGAGGGUCGCAUCCUAAAGCAAUACGAUCAUCCAAACAUCGUGAAGCUGAUCGGAAUCUGCGUGCAAAAGCAACCGAUUAUGAUCGUAAUGGAGCUAGUUUCCGGCGGAUCGUUGUUGAUGUUUCUACGCAAAAAUGCUGCCACACUCGCUCAGAAGCAGCUGAUGGCCAUGUGUCGGGAUGCCGCAGCAGGCAUGCGUUAUCUAGAAUCUAAAAACUGCAUCCAUCGUGAUUUGGCCGCCCGGAACUGUUUAAUUGGUAAUGAGAAUAUUGUCAAAAUUUCCGAUUUCGGAAUGUCUCGCGAGGAAGAAGAAUAUAUCGUAUCCGGUGGAAUGAAGCAAAUUCCAAUCAAAUGGACGGCUCCGGAGGCGCUAAACUUUGGUAAGUACACAUCGCUUUGUGAUGUGUGGUCUUACGGCAUCCUAGUGUGGGAAAUAUUCAGCCGAGGAGAUACUCCUUACUCGGGUCUAAGUAAUUCUCGCGCUCGGGAGCGAAUCGACGAGGGCUACCGGAUGCCGGCACCGGAAAAUACUCCUCCAGAAAUGUACCGGCUCAUGCUGAAGUGUUGGUCGUACGAACCGGAGAACCGUCCCCAUUUCGAUGAAAUUUUCACCGUCGUGGACGCUUUGAUGUUAUGUGCCAAGGACUAGCGAAUGGCGAAUGUCUCCCAGCAGAGGAUGGGCCACCAGGGGAACCGAUUGAAAAAGUGUCUUUCGUGCAACAAAAUGUUGCUGCAGUCGAGCCGUGGUGGUUGUCGAAAACGACGACGACAGAAAGCAACACCCCCCGCGAUUGCCAAUUCCCGUUAUUUUUGCUCAUCGGUGGUGCUGCUUACUGCGAAAGCUUAAACGCACACUGCAUCGGCAGGCUAAAGCGGUUUAAUUUUAAAUCGUUGCACAGUGAGGAAAAGUGCAGAGAUGUAUUAUUACUAUUCAAUAGCUCAUGUGCUCCCCGGGGAAACUGAAAAAGGCUUGAGCAUUCUCAUACGGAAAAGUAUUACAAUUCUGGUGCAGCAUUAUCCAGAAAAAGUUAACAAUUUGAAAAAAAAAAGCGCUCAAACCAUUUUGGGUUAACGCAACUUUUUUUGAAUACUUUUCUACACCAGGCUAUAUUGGCUGUGAUUCUUGGCAUUUAAAGUUAUUUCUUGCAUAGCUACGUCGAGGAUCAGAGUUACUGUACAUUGAUGUAAUAAAAAUUGUGUUGAAAAAAGAGAAUACCGGCGAAUUCUUUUUUAUCAGGGUGGUUGUUACCCAGAGGGUCAUUCACCACUUACCGGUGAAAUUGCCAAUCAUGAAAAUUUACCUUAAAUGUGUAGUUCUUCAGCUUACCUAUGAGGAUACGGCUGUAUUUUAAUGAGUAUCCUUGGUGAACAUGUGUGUCUUUAGCAUUGUGAUACAGUUGUGCAUUUUUCCUCGGUGUGCGUUGUUUUAAUUUAUCAUACAAAAUAAUUUUGUUUUAGUUAGAAUAAAACGCUUCGAGAUUUUAGUUGAUGAUAGAGUAUACUGCAACGAUGAUUUUAUGUAAGUGCUAAUAAUGUCGUGGUUCGAUUGAUCUUUUAGAGCAGGUUUUAGAAAAUAAAUACUGCUAAGUUUUAGGAAUUGAAACGAUGAUUUGAAUGUGGUCAACGAUGUACGGAAUUGAUACUGUAGUUAGGUCAAAUAUAAGGGUUUUGUGAUAAGAAAUUUUAUGUUUAUGUUAAAGGAAAAACUGUUCUGCUCUAUAGGCUUUUUAUUGGAGUUUAUUAUACAUCUUUCAGCAACGCUUACACGCUAAACCAGUAAAAUGGCUCAGUAAAACGACACAUACAGUUAAGUAACGGUAAUAAAAUGCGCACACUUAUUCGAUAGGUAUCCAUUCAUAGGAAUUAUUUAGCAGUAUACAAAAAUAAAAGAAGCUUAACAGGUUUCCAGUGAACGGUAAAAGAAAACGAAUCACAUUAUUGGAAGUUAUUGGCAAGCAAGAAUGACGCAAUUUUGUAAUCUAAGUAAUAUUGUAAGAUCUAUUAGGAAAACUAUUCAAAAUAAUCCGACCAUGUCAGUACCGAAAAAGCAGCUUUUCAACGAACAUGAAAUUAA